Molecule: messenger RNA, 1020 nt
Organism: Cydia amplana
Lineage: Eukaryota; Metazoa; Arthropoda; Insecta; Lepidoptera; Tortricidae
Exons: 1
Coding region: 28-1020 (330 amino acids)
Cellular component (GO): cytoplasm
Source: RefSeq, a predicted model, not a curated record
CUUUCUGUAAGAAAUUAAAAAAUCACGAUGGCACCUGGUCCCCGUGUUGAAACGAAUCAAAUUAAAUCGUCAGCUUUGGAGCUAAUAGGCAAUACUCCGCUCGUUGCUCUUGAUCGAUUGCACCCUGGACCUGGACGAAUUCUAGCAAAAUGUGAAUUUAUGAACCCGGGAGGAUCCAUCAAGGACCGAUCUUCUUUGUACAUGAUAAAUGCGGCUCUGAAGAACGGUGAGCUGAAACCUGGCAACCCGAUUUUAGAAGUGACAUCUGGCAACCAAGGCUGUGGUCUUGCCGUAGUCGCCGCUGUAAAAGAUCACCCUUUGACCAUAUAUAUGUCUGCGGGCAACAGCGAACAGAGAGCGAUACAAAUGCAAGCGUGCGGUGCGAAGUGUAUCCGAGUACCACAAGUUGAGGGUGUCUACGGCGAAGUCACUUAUGCUGACGUUCAAGCGGCGGAAGAAGAAUGUUUAAAAACCGUUGAAAGGACCGGCCACUUUCUUGUAAAUCAGUUUUAUAAUGAAGCGAACAUACAAGCUCACUACGAAAUGACAGGACCCGAAAUUUGGAGACAAACUGGUGGUCACGUGGAUGUAUUUGUAGCCAUGGCCGGAACGAGCGGUACUUUCUCGGGAACAUCUAAAUAUUUAAAAGAGAAGAAUCCUGCAAUUAAAGCCUACAUAAUUGAGCCAGAAGGAGCGGAGGCCAUAGCCGGCAAGCCCGUCUGGAAGGCGUGUCACAAGCUGCAGGGCUCCGGCUACGGCGUGGUGCCGGCGCUCUUCAAGUACGAUGUGAUGGAUGGAAUGCUUAGCGUAUCGGACGAGGAGGCCGUGCACUACAAGCGGCUGCUGGGCGAGAAGGAGGGGCUGUACGUGGGCUACACGAGCGGCGCCAACGUGGCCGCCGCCGUCAAGCUGCUGCAGUCAGGAAACCUGCCCGAGGACGCCUGGGUGGUCACCAUGCUCAACGACACAGGGUUGAAAUACUCGCCCACACCUGACGAAAUCAGAAGUGAUGAUAGUUAA